Pestalotiopsis fici W106-1 is the source of this 1272-nucleotide messenger RNA. RefSeq lists its product as uncharacterized. The record is from RefSeq and is a predicted model, not a curated record. The coding region runs from base 1 to 1272 and encodes 423 amino acids. Gene Ontology annotation, biological process: macroautophagy. The transcript has 3 exons. Gene Ontology annotation, cellular component: fungal-type vacuole membrane. Lineage: Eukaryota; Fungi; Ascomycota; Sordariomycetes; Amphisphaeriales; Sporocadaceae.
AUGCGUCCAUCAUUCUGGUCUUGCAUAUUGAUGGCAGGCUCUUGUGUGGCUCAAGGGGAUCUUGCCGCGCUUCUAGGUUCUCAGGAUGAUCUAAGCACACUCCUCGAGCUCGUCGGACUUGUCGAUGGGCUGGCAGAGACCCUUUCCUCGGCGUCAAACAUCACCAUUGUCGCACCAACGAACCAAGCCUUUGCAGACGUUCCAAGAGACAUUCCCGAGGGCGCGGCCAUUGAGUUUCGCAACGACACUGUCGCUAUAGGUGCUUUACUUGCAAACCACGUCUUCAAAGGUGUUUACCCGUCGCAUGUGAUUACCGAUACUCCCACCUUUGCCCAGACCUUGCUCGACGACACGUACAUCACUGCUGAGCAGCCGUUCUCCAACUUUACUGGCGGCGCUUAUAACGGCCUGGUGAAAAAUGGAGAUGAUGUAUGCGUCCUAUCAGGAGAGCAGACUAUCUCUACCGUCACUCAAGCUGAUAUCACUCUGGGCCAAGGCAUUACAAUCCACAAGAUUGACACGGUCCUUUCUUUUGGAGCUCCAUUCCAACUAUUUACCUACCGAGCCGGCUAUCGCGCCAUGAAUGCCGCAGUGGAAACUGCUCAACUUAACAUUGCGUUAGGCCUGACUGGAGACGGCGUCCAAGGUGCCAAUAUCUCUGAUUUCACGAUAUUUGUGCCAACUGAUGCAGCCUUCACGGCGAUUGGCUCUGUACUCGAGUCGGCGGACCUGGAGACAGUUCAGGAGGUCUUACAAUACCAUAUCAUUCCCAACAAUGUCAUCUUCUCGCCGUCCUUGGGCAACGUGACAGUUCCAAGCCUACAAGGAACUAACCUGACAUUUACCGUAUUACCGGACGGUUCAGCCUGGGUCAAUAACGCCAAGAUUACGUUUCCAAACACUAUCCUAUACAACGGCAUCGCUCACGUGAUUGACAGUGUACUGAACCCGGAAGACUUUGAUCGAGCUUCCUUGGAGCCGGCUGCGCCAGCUUCUGAUAGACUGGCUUUUCCCAAUGCUUCUCCGGUUUCAAGCCUGUCCUUUUCCACUACCGCCUUUGCUUUCGACACCAUGACAUACACGACUACUCCAGUGCUGCUUGAGACCGUCGCCACUGUUGCGACGCAGCUGUCGGCCUCGGCGACGGCUACAGCGACGAGCACCCCGGAUGGUACGCCAUCGCCGGUGGCAACUUCGGAAGGUGGCGCAUUUUUUCCCGCUGCAAGCUUGGCGCUGUCUAUUGCAGUCGCGAUUGCUGCCUUUUUGGUUUGA